GGGUGUUGUAGUUUCUCCGCUCCCCUGCAUUUGUUCCUCUCCUGGCCGACACGUCGGGACCGCACGGAGCAGCCGAUCAGCUGGCUUACUUCCUGUCCAGAUGGGUUUACAUGAACGGAGCUACACAUUUGUGACACCACACACGAGAUUAAGCAUCGGUCAUCCCUUCAUUUGGAAGUCUUAAGUUACACUACCUGGACACCUGAACGUUUUCCUGUUUCUUUUCCACCUGGAAGCACAGUAUAUAAAAAAAAAGAAUAUAUAACUAUAUACAUAUAAACUGAACCCCCAAAAUGACUUCAGAACUUGAGAGCAGCCUCACCUCUAUGGACUGGCUUCCCCAGCUGACAGUAAGAGCUGCCAUUCAAAAUGCUGACUCCAACCAGAACACCCACGGAUCUGGGAUCUCCAAGAAGAGCGCCCUCAUCGACCCCAACACAACACUGGACCAGGAGGAAGUACAGCAGCACAAAGACGGCAAGCCCCCCUAUAGUUACGCCAGUCUCAUUACUUUUGCUAUCAACAGUUCACCAAAAAAGAAAAUGACUCUUAGUGAGAUUUACCAGUGGAUCUGUGAUAAUUUCCCCUACUAUAAGGAGGCUGGAAGUGGCUGGAAGAACUCUAUACGACACAACCUGUCAUUGAAUAAGUGCUUUCUGAAAGUGCCUCGGUCCAAGGAUGACCCUGGAAAGGGUUCCUAUUGGGCAAUAGACACAAAUCCAAAGGAGGAUGCGCUGCCAGCACGGCCAAAAAAGAGGCCGCGAUCUGGAGAGCGGGCCUCUACACCAUACAGUAUAGAUUCCGACUCCUUGGGAAUGGAUUGUAUAAUCUCUGGAAGUGCCUCUCCAAGCCUGGCUAUCAACACUGUGACUAACAAGGUAACUUUAUACAACACAAGUCAGGAUGGCAAUGACAGUCCUCGAAGUAGCCUUAACAACAGCCUUUCUGACCAGAGUGUGUCAUCCUUAAACUUGAACAGUGUUGGCAGUGUGCACAGCUAUACCCCAGUACCGAGCCAUCCCGAGCAACCCGCUCCAACAUUAACGCAGCAGUCACAGUACAACACCCCGGAGCGAGAAAAACUGUUCUCUGAAUAUAACUUUGAAGAUCUCAGUGAUUCAUUUCGAAGCCUAUACAAGAAUGUAUUUGCUCAGUCAAUAAGUCAAGGACUGAUGAAUCUCCAGUCAGAAUCCUCCCAGCAGACACAUUCACCCUGCUCUUAUCAGCACUCCCCUAGUAGCACAAUGAGUUCUCAGCAGCACGGUAGCCAAAAUAACCUGACAAAUAGCCAUGCAAGUAAUCUUGGCACAACUGUGGGUGACUCUAUGGGACAAGUGCACAUGUCCCACGCUCCCAUCCACACACAGCAGUCCCAGCAGUCACCACACAUACAUCACACUGUAGUACAUCAUCAGCACCCCAACCAGCACACAUCUCACUGUCACCAACAAGCUCCACACCAACCGCAGCAACGCGCUACUCACCCUGCCCAGCAUUCACCGCACCAUGCGCAGCACACCGCUCAGCACUCUGCCCAACACCAGCAUAUACAGCACCACCCGAAUCAACAGCACCACCCGAAUCAUCAGCACCAACCUCUUGCACAUCAGACCUCUCUAACCCAGCAGCAGCUACCUUGUAAUUCAGACUGGUACUCAACUCUAGACAUGCUCAAAGAAAGCUGCCGCAUUGCCAGCAGUGCCAACUGGUCGGAGGUGGAUCUCUCCCAGUUUCAAGGUUUAAUGGAAAGUAUGAGACAAGCGGAUCUUAAGAACUGGUCGCUGGAUCAGGUUCAGCUUGCAGACCUGUGUUCCUCGCUCAGCGAAUUCUUCAAUCACACCGGGUUCAUCCAUCCACAGAGCAAUGUCCCGUCACCUGUAUGUCAUGGUAACAUGCAUAAUACAAAACCCACACAGCACCUUGGGACAGGAAAUAUUUAUCUAGACUCCAGGCAAAAUAUCCCUACUUCAAUGAUGGGACCCCCAGGUUAUACUCAUUUGCCCCCUAUGAGCACUACAGCAUCCGGCUUGUCAGGGCACCACGGAGUAAUGAACCAGCCUCACAUGAUGCCGUCCUCAAAUUUCCACAUACGUCGCCCCCUUCCUGCAGAUGACAUCCAAGAUGAUUUUGACUGGGACUCUAUUGUAUAGCGCCAUUACAGACACAUAGCUCUACUGUCUUGUUACCCCACGUGUUGUUGGUAUAAGUGACCAUGAAUGUGAUGUGAAAGAAAAGAGGAAGGUAAAGAUAUCCAAGUGCGGAGCAAAGCACAAAGAACGUCUGCCACUGAUGACAAUCAACCCUCUGCGUAGCAGGAGAAAUGAUAUUGAUGCUUAUGAGUUGACCUGUAAUUCAGUGCUCUGCAGCCUGCCGCUCACGGGCUGUUCUCAGAAUACAGCCUCCAGUAUCUCCUGCUGGGGCAUGCUUGCAGUUGUAGUUUUCCGGCAGGACGCAGAGCACCCCUGUGGAUCAUGUUGGUCUCCCUGACAAGCUGGAGCCGCUCCGAUUGUCCCGUGAUUCUUGACAGCGUAUUCUGCUUUCUGAAAUCUUGCAGAAUCUCUCUGAGCACUGUCACUUAUCUACGUGCAUUUCAUUAUCCCUACCCGGACAGGUGGCAUUUUAUUUGGGACGCUCUCAGUCCGUUUUGUGUCUAUAUUUAUAUGAGCUAGGUGUAGCGCCAUUGUGUUGCUCUUCUGUUUAGUUUUUUUUAUGUGAUUCACGAAGGAAUUUUUAUUGUUACACUGCCAUAUAACAAAGCAACCACCAUCCGAUGACACUGUGACAGUGAUUGGCAGAAUGUCAUUAUUGAGAUGUCUUAUAUGUGAGGGGAUGUUAAAUACAUCUGUAUGUGACACACACUGCAUAGGGGCUUCUCCAUUCCUUUUGUUACAAUACAAGUUGUCAAAGAAGAUUGCCCCUCACUCGCCAAGCGCUGUGUCCUCUUCGUACAGCUAAUCGGUGAGGGUGCCAGGAGUCGCACCGCCACUGAUCAGAUAUUGAUGACCUAUCCUGAGGACAGGCCAUCAAUAUCCAAAUCCCAGAGAACCCCUUUAAGGAGCAGCUGACAGAAUAUCUCCUUGCAGUGGGAUGAACCCCUGCUAGACUGUUCUUUUGUGGUUCCAUUCAAAGCUUCAUAGAUUUCUGUUGCGUUCUGUCCUUUAUCAUCGGUUUGGUUUCUCCUUCUCCUCUUAACCCCAGACUGGACCGUUACCAUCCACUUUUAGUCCUCUUUCACACAAACGAGUUUCCAUCCGGGGGCGAUCCGUGAAGUAAACGCAUAGCAUCCGGACCGAAUCCUGACCCAUUCAUUUCAAUGGGUCUGUGCACAUGAUCAGUUUUUACACGUUCAGUAAAAAUUGCAGCAUGUUCUAUAUUCUGCGUUUUUUAUGCAGCCCUGGCUCCAUAGAAGUGA
Messenger RNA from Bufo gargarizans (Asiatic toad), 3412 nucleotides. It is a transcript of the gene FOXJ3, whose product is annotated as forkhead box J3. The record is from RefSeq and is a predicted model, not a curated record. Gene Ontology annotation, molecular function: RNA polymerase II cis-regulatory region sequence-specific DNA binding; DNA-binding transcription factor activity, RNA polymerase II-specific. Lineage: Eukaryota; Metazoa; Chordata; Amphibia; Anura; Bufonidae. Gene Ontology annotation, biological process: regulation of transcription by RNA polymerase II. The coding region runs from base 294 to 2150 and encodes 618 amino acids. Gene Ontology annotation, cellular component: nucleus. The transcript has 13 exons.